Messenger RNA from Colletes gigas, 2238 nucleotides. It is a transcript of the gene Pli, whose product is annotated as protein pellino. The record is from RefSeq and is a predicted model, not a curated record. Bases 524 to 1921 code for a protein of 465 amino acids. Gene Ontology annotation, biological process: protein polyubiquitination; regulation of Toll signaling pathway. The transcript has 8 exons. Gene Ontology annotation, molecular function: ubiquitin protein ligase activity; protein binding. Lineage: Eukaryota; Metazoa; Arthropoda; Insecta; Hymenoptera; Colletidae.
GCGAGAUGCACACAAAUAAUCAGUGCGUCGAGCGAUUAUCGAUGGAAUAAAUCGGCUUCGUUUGUUCCGUGAGAUUUUUUGAUGCAGUUCUUCUGCGUCGGGGUGAUUUUUUCUAUUGUUUUCGUAUUGUCCACGGUACCCGAGUGUGUCUUUAAUCAUGAAUAAUAGGAUCGUAAACGUGAAAUUGGUGGAAUAUCAUACGAACAUAGUAACAGUGUAAUUUAGAAAUGGAAAAUUAAAUUAAGGCAUCAUAGAGUGGACAAAUGAUUUUUAUACACCGUUAGUUCGUGAAAACGAUCAAAACGGGUGACUGUUGUCGCGUGUCUCGAACGUGCAGCGAAACCGUUUUUGAACGCAGAGCUCAGCAUGGUGAUACGAUUGUAAUUACCAAUUCGCAGCUACCCGCGUUGCACUUGCUCACAUUUGCUCAGCCGCGCGAAGAGAUACAUAAGACUGUCUGUCCUAAUGAGUGUCUUUUGAAGUACGGUGGAAGUAGUUAUCUGUAAAUUUUGCUCGAAGGAGGAUGCCAGUAACUAAACGUAUUCCAUGCCCCUCGCGAUCCGACGGUGGUAGCAGUGAAAGUCCAUUACUUGUGGAAGAAGGAGAAACAGUUGGCGCGCCUCAUAGUCCACGCAGUAAACAUAAUCAUAGUCAUUCGCAUGCUAAUCCUCAUAGGUCUCAUAGUUAUCGUCAUGAAAAACCAAAACAGCUAGUAAAAUACGGAGAGCUAGUUAUUCUUGGAUACAAUGGAUUUCUCCCACCAGGGGAUCGAGGAAGAAGGAGGAGUAAGUUCAUUCUCUUUAAGAGGCCUGUACCAAAUGGCGUAAAGCGUAGUAAACAUUAUAUUGUCAAAACGCCUCACAGUUCACAAGCUAUUCUUAAUACAAAACAACAUUCAAUUUCGUACACUUUAUCCCGAACACAAGCCGUUAUUGUGGAAUAUACUGAAGAUGAAGGAACCGAUAUGUUUCAGGUCGGACGUUCCUCCGAAUCCCCAAUUGAUUUCGUCGUCAUGGAUACAUGUGCAGGCGGCAGCGACGGAUCUAACGAAGGACGUGUUGCUCAAAGUACAAUUAGCAGGUUUGCUUGUCGAAUUUUAGCCGAUCGGUCGGAUCCCAGAAUCGCAAGAAUAUAUGCCGCAGGUUUUGACAGCUCGAGAAAUAUCUUUUUAGGGGAAAAAGCAACCAAGUGGCAAGAGAAUCGCGAGAUCGAUGGCCUCACGACGAAUGGCGUUUUAAUAAUGCACCCGCGGGGCCAGUUCUGCGGCGGCGAGGCGCAGUGUGGCUUUUGGAGAGAAGUCAGCGUUGGCGGUGGCGUUUUCUCGCUAAGAGAAAGCCGAAGCGCCCAACAGAAAGGGAACGUUGUCGAAGAUGAGAAUAACAUUUUGCAAGACGGGACGCUUAUCGAUCUGUGCGGUGCUACGUUACUGUGGAGAUCCGCCGAAGGUCUUGCGAAAUCUCCGACAAAACACGAUUUGGAGGAAUUAGUUGACGCUAUAAAUGCUGGGAGACCGCAGUGCCCGGUCGGUCUGAACACGUUAGUCAUACCACGUAAAGCGGCUGCAGACUCAGCGCAACAGCAGCCGUACGUGUAUUUGAAGUGUGGACACGUGCAGGGCCACCACGACUGGGGCCAGGAAAAAGAUAAAGCGACAAGAAGAUGCCCGAUGUGUCUAGUGGCUGGCUCGGUAGUUAAACUUUCUAUGGGAAUAGAACCUGCGUUCUACGUCGAUUGUGGCCCACCUACUUAUGCAUUUAGGCCUUGCGGGCACAUGGCUACGGAGAAAACAGUAAAAUAUUGGGAAAAAGUCGCGAUUCCACAUGGUACAAAUGGAUAUAUUGCAAUUUGUCCGUUUUGUGCAAUCCCCCUCGAAGGAACACCAGGAUAUGUGAAACUGAUUUUCCAAGAUAAUGUAGAUUGAGGUUCGUUUACCAUUACGGUCGUGAGUAUGUGUAGAAAUUAUUAACUUCUUAUAAAGUGCAAGGAUUAUUAAAAUUAAUAAAAUGUAAAUAAUCUUAAUACAAAUAUAUAACGAAAGUUUUGUUCUUCUUCCUUGAUAUAAAUUUAAGCAAACUUUUGUAUGUACAAAUAGCUCCGCAAUGAUUAUUACAUAAAUGACCACGUGAAAUAAAUAUCCCUUCUUAUACAGUAUUAUUCAUAUGUAUUAUUUUUCAAUAUGUUAUUAAAUUGUUUAACUUAAUCGUGUAAUAUCCGUGAAGAAAAAAAAAAAAAUAUUUG